Molecule: messenger RNA, 390 nt
Organism: Cylicostephanus goldi
Lineage: Eukaryota; Metazoa; Nematoda; Chromadorea; Rhabditida; Strongylidae
Source: the annotation of a GenBank genome assembly
AUGAAACAGCUGCACGUCUGCAGUGUUGGUGUCACCGACUAUCACCGAUUGGACUUGCGAUGGCGCCAAUGCUAUGCAGUACUGAAGGCAAAUCUUUUAUUUGUCUUCGGUAAGCAAGAUGAUCCGGAGCCACCUUUCCUCAUCCUGAUAAUCGAAGAUUGCUUCAUAGAGCUCUGCGACGAGAACAAACUGGGAAAGGAUUUCACAUUUGAAAUCAAAUACAAAACGACUGGAAACAGUUACAUUUUUGCCGCUGAAGAUUUCAAAACGCUGGAAAGAUGGGUUUCACUGUUGACGAUAACCCCGAUCGACUACAUGUUGCUAUCGAAACAGUCGUUUGCCGAGCAAAUUGAGCGAGUUCAAAAUGCUGAGUCCGAAUCGAAAAAUUGA